Messenger RNA from Cygnus olor (mute swan), 4409 nucleotides. It is a transcript of the gene ILRUN, whose product is annotated as inflammation and lipid regulator with UBA-like and NBR1-like domains. The coding region runs from base 143 to 1018 and encodes 291 amino acids. The record is from RefSeq and is a predicted model, not a curated record. Gene Ontology annotation, molecular function: ubiquitin binding. Gene Ontology annotation, cellular component: phagophore assembly site. Gene Ontology annotation, biological process: macroautophagy. Lineage: Eukaryota; Metazoa; Chordata; Aves; Anseriformes; Anatidae. The transcript has 5 exons.
CCCCCCCUCUCCGAUCGCCCCCAUGCGGCGCUGAGCGGCGGCGGCGGCCCCGGGAGCGGCCCCGGCAGCUGGGGGGGGGGAACCCGGACAGGGCGGCAGCAGCAGCCCCGGGGGGGGUGGCGGUGGAGGCGGCGGAGGAGCCAUGGAGGGCAUGGACGUGGACCUGGACGCGGAGCUGAUGCAGAAGUUCAGCUGCCUGGGCACCACCGACAAGGACGUGCUCAUCGGCGAGUUCCAGCGGCUGCUCGGCUUCCAGCUCAGCCCCGCCGGCUGCGCCUUCUUCCUCGACAUGACCAACUGGAACCUACAAGCCGCCAUCGGAGCCUAUUAUGACUUUGAGAGCCCAAAUAUCAAUGUACCCUCCAUGUCCUUUGUUGAAGAUGUCACCAUCGGGGAAGGGGAGUCCAUCCCUCCUGACACCCAGUUUACAAAAACAUGGAGGAUACAGAACACAGGGACGGAGGCCUGGCCCCCAGGGGUUUGUCUGAAGUAUGUUGGGGGAGACCAGUUUGGCCACGUAAACAUGGUGAUGGUCAGGUCCCUGGAGCCCCAGGAGAUUGCAGACGUCAGUGUUCAGAUGUGCAGCCCCAGCACAGCAGGAAUGUAUCAGGGACAGUGGCGAAUGUGCACUGCCACAGGACUCUAUUACGGAGAUGUCAUCUGGGUGAUCCUCAGCGUGGAAGUUGGAGGACUUCUAGGAGUAACACAGCAGCUGUCAUCCUUUGAAACAGAGUUCAACACGCAACCGCAUCGCAAGGUAGAAGGAAACUUUAACCCGUUCGCCUCUCCGCAGAAGAACAGGCAACCAGAUGAAAACAACCUAAAAGACCCUGGGGGUUCCGAGCUAGGCACAAUCAGCAAAAACACGUGGGGGCCUGCUCCUGACCAAAUCGAACAAGAUCAGAAUGGACUGUCACAAAACUCUGUAAAUCUCUCCCCCAGCAGUCACUCGAACAACUUGUCGGUAGUGACAUACAGUAAGGGUUUCCACGGUCCUUAUCCCUUCGGACAGUCUUAAAACACAAACACACAAAACGGGUAUCGGCAAGAGGAGAAUUUAAAGAACUGACUUUUGGGGGAAGGGAGGGGGAUCCACGUGGCAGACAGACACAGCGUGGACCCCCCUUUUCUGCCUCCAUGUUCUGGAUAAAGAAGAAAAUAAGACAAAAGCCCAGUAACUUAAGACUAGCUGUUUCCAGAGGAAAAAUCUAAGUAUGCAUGUGUGAAUGCUGAAUUUCAGGAGUGGUGUUUAAUGCUAUGAGAAAGAAUAUACCAACGCCAUGGAUUUUUUUUUUAGAAGUCAUUCUCACAAUUAGGUAGCUUAAAAAGAAGAUUUAAAAAUGAAAAUGAAAAAAGCCAUCUUUAAAAAAAUAUUUUGCCUACAGAGCGGUUGUAGUUUGAGCAAAUGUUUAAUUUCUGUUUGUUUCCUGUUCAUAUUUUUUUUAAAUAAGGGACAGCGUGCAUUUUUAUGGAACUGUCAUGUUUUGCUUGUUACCGAAUGGGAAUUUGCUUAGCAUCUUCUGGGUUUUGUGCGGUGACUUGUUUUUGUUGGAUGUGUUUUAAUGACAGGUUGGGUCUGCACCCAGCUCUGCAUUUUUAAUAUCACCUUCUGUUUAUAGUUACCAACUUUUUAAUCUUAAUUCUUCUUUUUUUUUUCCCCCCCUUUUGGUUUGGGUGUUGCUAUUAGUUGUCCUGCAUGUCACUAGAAACCCUGCUGGAGACCAGGUCUCAGCAUCACAAUUAGGGAGCGACUCUGGGACUGGGUUAGGAUAGCGUGGAGGGCUCGUUCCCCUUCCCUUUGUACACGAAGUACACGUAAAUACACAUCCGUGUUAAUAAGAAACAGAUUUAUUAAAGUUCCAGAGCUAUGUGGUUAGCAUUUAAGAAUACCUUUUUGUUAAUUCUGAUGUACAGUAGCUGUGCCUAGAGCGACCAAGCAAGUAUAUCGGUCUCGUGCCAAGAAGAAACUUUUCCUGUAGCUGUAAUUCACGUGCUGGUAGUUGCAAAGCUUUGCAAGUCCUGUCCUUAGAGUUUUGAAUCUCCCGUCUCUCUCUCACACACGUUUAAGUUUGAAUCCAUUUCUCUGUGAUAAAGUGUUAGCUUUGAGGCUCAUUCUUUGCAUUUCUGAAUGUAGAGGAAGAGUUAGCAUCAGCAGCUGGACUCCACUCUGUCGCCUUGUGUUGUUGCCUGCAUCAUCCUGGCUUGUAGCUUUGUUGAGGCUCUCACCUUCUAACCGGGCUCUCCAGGGCUUGUUUCUAGAGGAGGGAUUGUUCCUCCAAAGAUGCGGGGCGCUCUGCUGCUCCUCCGGUGCAUUUUCCUGCAGUUAGUGGCUGGAAAGCCCGCAGUGAGGGGAGGGAGACGGCCUCGUGGGUUCCGAAAGCUCCGUGUCACCUUCGCAUCCUCCCGAAGGGGGUGAGCUGAGGGGGCACUGACUCGUGCAGAAGCUUGAACGAACUGCCAAAGAUACGAUGAUAUGCAAAGACCCCGCUACCUUCUUCCAGAUCUCUCUGGUGCAGCCUCCUCUCUCCUCUUCGGAGCAGAGCGCAGGCGUGCUGCGUGGCUUCGGGCUGGUCGCUCUCUCCUGGUUGUGUUUUCUUGGUUGGCUUUCGGGGGAGGCUUCGUUUUCCUUGCAGCUACCAAUUGGUGCCUACAGGUGGAUCCUGUGGAGGGCUUGGGAGGAAACUAGGAUGCUGUAGCCCCAUGCUGACUGCUUGCUGUUAAUUGUAUGGAAAUGGCUGACAGGUUUGUCUGUAUUUGGGGUUUGGAUAUUAAGGGUCGCUGUUACCUGAAGCCUCCCUUUGAGAAUCCGCUUGCUGGGAGAAACGAGUAUAAUGUGAGAAACCACCCGUAUGCAAGAGGCACUGCGGGGUUUGGAUCGCCAGCCCCGUGCACGUGUGGUUUGGUGAAGACCUGGGUUUAUUUCAGGUUGUUUGAGGUACGGAUCCGGACGGAGCUGCUCAGGAAUGCAGCCGCGGAGGGUGGCGCUGCGCUGCGUAGUGCCACCGCAGUCUGGUUCUUGUCCUGCAACAUCCUUCUGCCCAGGUUCAGUCGUGUCGUAGCAUCCAGCCCAGGGAGUGGUUUGCAUUGCUGCAGUGGUGCUGGGCAGGUGGAUUUCUGGGAGCAGGUGGAGCUCACCAACAGCGUGGCACGCUCCGAAGACGUGGAUGCAUGCCUGACCAGUGCAUCUCCUGCAAUGCUGCCGCUUCUGAAAGCGUCUAAAACACCAGGGACUGCAGUUUCUCCCAUGGUCGAGGUGAUUCCUUAUCUUUAUGAGCUCCUUUUGUCAGCUGGGUGGGUGGGGAAGUAAGACCUGAGCCUGCACGCUACAGCUGGCACUGCGACCUCUGCCUCGUGUCAGCUGGGAGCCCUUUGAGCCCUCAGCUACCCCUGCUCUAGCUUUCUGCUCCCAGGCACGAAUUCUUCCCCUGCAUAGAGUGGCUGCCACACCUGUGCUGCUCCUGCUGAGGCUGAGUUUUCCUUUCCUUGAAACAAGCUCGCAUGCACCCCACGUAGUCCCGUGCUUUCCCGCUCAGGAGGCACACUUGUUCUGCGCAGAUUCGAAUCCACUCACAAGCGAUUUUGGUCCGUGGUGGCCUUGUGACAAGGGUCACCGACUCCAGGGUGUGAAGAGAGGCAGAGCCCGAUCUGAGAUGCUGCUGAAAUCCGCAUCCUCUCGCUGCUCACCCCGCAGCCGUUCCCCAGGUAGCCGAGCUAAGUGCUCUCGUCGUGGGGUGACCUCUCCGAAAUGACCGUGCAGGGCUCUGGAGGCGCUGGAGGUUGGGUUCUGACCCUUGCUGUGACAGUGGGACAACCUUUAGGUUGGUGAUUGCUCUACCUCGCUGGGUUUUUCCUCUAGUAAAAGCUUUCACUGGGGCCGAAGGUGGUUUUCUCUCCUCUCUUGGAGCGUAGUGGUGCUGCGGGCCCUCACAUUGCUCUUGCUGUCAGGUUUCCAGCUUUAAACGAGGUGGGUUUGAAAUAUUCAGCAAAACUCCUUCCGGGUGACUUCAGGGCACUGUGAUUGUAUGGGUUUCUGUAGGAUUGAGGCAUUCAAACUCACAGAGACUUAGCGUCAGGUACAUGAAAUAAAUAGCAUGAAUUUUCAGGAGAGCUGAAUACCAAGAGUUUGAGCGUGUGGCAGCUGGGGUGAGCCGAGCCAGGUGAGUUACACGUGCACACCUCAGGCCUGGUAGGGAUAGGAGGAAAUCGUGACUGCGUUGAGACUGGUGAACCAGUACAGAGGCAGCAUCACCCCAGUGAGGUCGCUGUUCCUGACCGGGGGGAGACGGGGCCGGCACCCACUGGUAGGUGACGGCGUGGGGAAGGAGGUGCAGCUGGCUCUGGCCUGACUGACACCCACCUGCCCUGAGGAGGGGGACAGAGCUUCCUUCCCCGCCUGCUCCUCCAGAAAG